This is a messenger RNA of Moesziomyces aphidis, 825 nucleotides long. NCBI's taxonomy places the organism in Eukaryota, Fungi, Basidiomycota, Ustilaginomycetes, Ustilaginales, Ustilaginaceae. The record is from the annotation of a GenBank genome assembly.
AUGAUGCGCGGUACACUACGAGCGCUCGUCACCCUUUCGCGCACGACUCGCAACACAGCGAUACGGCGCUACACGGCAGCUAGCACAUCGACUCAUCCACGCGAUUCUCGGCUUGACUUGACGACGACAGUGUUGCUCGAUGCGCUGCCUGCAGUGUCGCAGUACGGAUUCAGCAAGCAUGCCUACAUCCAUGCCGCCGGCGCGCAGACCGACCUGGACCGGCGCUCACGCACAGUAGACACGCUCUUUCCGGGGCCAGAUUCCACCUUCGAAGCCGCACUGUUUCAGACGUGGAAUAGCGUCUCGAAUCACGCCGCCAUUCGCGCCACCACCCCACAGGACAUCAUCGCAAUCCUUCGCGCAAACGGAACACUCGACGGCGAGUCGCAGAGACCAGUUCGAAUCAACGCACAACUCAGCGAGGAGGAACAGCGCAAGGCACUUGCAAAGGUGGCUGAACUUAUGCUGGAUCGACUCAGGCUAAGCUGGAAUGCACGCCCGCAUCUUCAACAGGGUCUGGCGGCGGUUUCGACCGCAUCACCCGAGACCUCAACAUGGCACAGUGUAUUUCCACACAAGACGGUGCUACCGGACCUUCCCACUCCACGACCUCUGCUUGAGAUGGCGUCCGGAUUCGUAGGCGAGGCACUAGCGCAUCCUGCAGCACAGCAGCGGACGGGAUGGAUCGAUUCGGAUGGUGUCGAUUGGUACGCAGUGCGCACGCGGCUUACACUCGCCUACCUCGCUGCCACACUUCAUGCUGCUGCACCAUCCAUCACGCACUUCACCCACACAGCAGCGUUUGGGGCAGUCGUGGUUGGCUAG